UUGCGCGCGCAGGUCGGGAUCCCUGACAGAUGAAUUGUUGAGAGCAGGGGAAAGGGAAGCGGGCCGAUCUCCCCGCGCAGGCAGGCAGCAGUCACACAGCAGCAGCAGCGGCAGAAGCAGCAUGUUUCCUAAAGGCAAGAGCUCCGUGGUGCCAUCGGACGGCCAGGCUCGGGAAAAGCUGGCUCUUUAUGUUUACGAGUAUUUGCUUCACAUUGGUGCACAGAAGUCAGCUCAGACCUUUCUCUCAGAGAUUCGAUGGGAAAAGAACAUCACUCUGGGAGAUCCUCCAGGGUUCCUGCAUUCAUGGUGGUGUGUGUUCUGGGAUCUGUACUGUGCAGCUCCAGAGAGGAGGGACUCCUGUGAACAUUCGAGUGAGGCCAAGGCCUUCCAUGACUAUAGUGCAGCAGCAGCCCCCAGUCCAGUUCUGGGGAACAUGCCUCCUGGUGAGGGAAUGCCUGGUGGUCCCAUGCCCCCCGGAUUCUUCCAGGGCCCUCCCGGCUCGCAGUCCUCUCCUCAUGCUCAGCCUCCUAACAGCAUGAUGGGACCUCACGGCCAGCCUUUCAUGUCGCCUCGUUUUGGUGGAGGACCAAGACCCCCGAUCAGAAUGGGCAACCAGCCUCCAGGGGGAGUUCCUGCAGCACAGCCCAUGCUCCCCAACAUGGACCCCAGACUACAAGGGCCGAUGCAGAGGAUGAAUGUUCCCAGAGGGAUGGGACCCAUGGGCCCUGGACCCCAGAAUUUUGGAGGUGGGAUGAGACCCCCACACAACUCCAUGGGCCCGGGAAUGCCAGGAGUUGCCAUGGGUCCUGGAAACGGCAGGCCACCGUGGCCUAAUCCCAACGCCAACAAUAUGCCCUACUCCUCGCCUUCUCCUGGUGCAUACGGGGGGCCACAAGGAGGAGGACCCCCUGGCACUCCCGGAAUCGUCCCGAGUCCUGCAGAUUCCAACAACUCCAGUGAAAACAUGUACACCAUGAUGAACUCAGGAGGAGGCGGCCGGACUAAUUUCCCAAUAGGCCCGGGCUCAGAGGGUCCUCUAGGGGCAAUGGCUGGAAUGGACCCGAUGCAUAUGAAUGGAGGUUCUGGGGAUCUGGACGGACUUCCAAAGAAUUCUCCCAACAAUAUGAGCAACAUGAGCAACAAUAUGGGAACCCCCAGAGAUGAUGAUGCUGGAGGCAGCUACCUACACUCCUUCCAGAAUGAGAAUCAAUUUUCUCCCUCCAUGACCAUGAGUGUGUGAUGGGAUUCUUUGCCCUGGGGAAAGCGCUCACAGUUGGCCAUCCAUUACAGACACGGAGAAACAUGUACAGGAUCCUUGAGGCUGCGUCGUGCAACUGCCUCUGCUUUCACCAGUGGUCUCCUGCAAUAUCACUGAUUUUUUUUUAGUUUUUUUAUUGUUACUUUUUAUUAUAAACAAAACAUCUUCUCCCACCUCCCCUACGACCUACCAUCCCCCCUUUCUCCCAACGCCUCUGAGAUCAGACGGAUAAUCCACGAAACGUGUCACGAAUCUUCAAUACUCAAUACUCCUGGAACAGUUCGAUUAUUUUUCUUGAUUAUUUUUACCUUUUUGUUUUGGUCUCUCUUUCUCUCCUCCAAGGCCAACUUUGUAAAUGAGGAGCAUUAUUAUGGUUCCGACACGAUCGCUGGAUGAUGUAGACACUAAAAAAGGAAAAAAAAAAAAGAAGAAUCAUUUCACCUUUCCUCAGCUAGUCUGCCAUCCUCAGCAUGGUUUACGUAACGUUCCGUAACGUCCUCACAAUCUUUUCGACACUGAACUCUCAUACGUGGCCUUGAUCUCGCCGUGCGUUUUUAUUGCCUUUUAAGCAUCUGUUUAAUUUUUUUUUUGUGUGUCAGAGAGGGAAGAUUCUGCCUUUCUGAAGGGAAGGCUCAGCUAUAACGCAGCUGUACUAUUAAAUCCUUUUAUUCUGUUUGUUCUCUUACUUUUUUAAAUUGUUUUGUUUUGUCAUUUUUUUGGCAAGUAUUACUAUAAGCAGCUGCUUUCAUGGAAUAACAGCAUUGACUUUGAGCUCCCACACUGAGGAAAGAAAAGGAAAGCAGUCCUUUUUGUUUUCUUUUCUAUUUGAUUUGAGUUUUUUCCUGCACUGAUUCCAUUCGCAUCGCUCUCGAACUGCUGUCUCAAACCCUUUUCUCUGAAACUCUGAAUAAUUCAUCAGUCCAAUCAGAGCUGGACGAGGAAACUACCUACGAGUGAUGGACUCUGAGAAACCUCCAAACACUCGCCUCUUUGUCUCUCCCACUGAUGUGUUUGGCCAUUUGUAGCAUCGAUUACUUGUUAUGCUGAAUUUGUGAUGGUAUACAGUACCCAUAUCACCUUGUUUUAUUAUUUUAAUUUAGUUUUUGUUCAUUUUUUUUAUCACUACCAUGUGCCUCAAUUGUUUUAUUUUGAUAUAACGGUCUGAUUUUAUUGAUAAUGGUUCCGAAAGGCCUGCCAUUUAAAGUUGUAGCUUCACCCCCGCCCCGUCCCGCCCCCGAAGGAAGGUGCUGGUGUGAAACAGACCCAGUAGUGAGUGUUGAGAUUUGCUUUGUGUUAGGCUAUGCUGGAGGGGCGCCAGAAUCACUCAUAUUACAGGUAGAAUCGUAAGUUAUUCUAUUUAUACAGACCUUUGGUAAUGGUUCUACAUUUAGAAGUUGUUUUACACUGCUUUUGUUAGCUUGUACAUCAUACUUUGGGCAAAAUGCUUGUUUAUAUAUUGACAACUAAAUUAUUUGGCUCCUU
Astyanax mexicanus (Mexican tetra) is the source of this 2740-nucleotide messenger RNA. It is a transcript of the gene ssbp3b, whose product is annotated as single stranded DNA binding protein 3b. The transcript is spliced from 18 exons. NCBI's taxonomy places the organism in Eukaryota, Metazoa, Chordata, Actinopteri, Characiformes, Acestrorhamphidae. Gene Ontology annotation, biological process: positive regulation of transcription by RNA polymerase II. Gene Ontology annotation, molecular function: single-stranded DNA binding; protein binding. Gene Ontology annotation, cellular component: nucleus. The record is from RefSeq and is a predicted model, not a curated record. Bases 122 to 1240 code for a protein of 372 amino acids.